Molecule: messenger RNA, 846 nt
Organism: Lizanozyma spartinae
Lineage: Eukaryota; Fungi; Ascomycota; Pichiomycetes; Serinales; Debaryomycetaceae
Product: protein disulfide isomerase
Exons: 3
Coding region: 1-846 (281 amino acids)
Biological process (GO): response to endoplasmic reticulum stress
Cellular component (GO): endoplasmic reticulum lumen
Molecular function (GO): protein disulfide isomerase activity; protein-disulfide reductase activity
Source: RefSeq, a predicted model, not a curated record
AUGGUUAAAAACUUGCUACUGACUUUAGCUGUUGCCAUUGGUGCUACCGUCGCCUAUGGCCAUGGCGGAGCAGCUUUCUACCCACCAGGAACAGGGGUUCAAGAUAUACAUGGUUCUAUGUUUGACAAGAUAGUCAAACAAUCAAACUAUACUUCUAUCGUUGAGUUUUAUGCUCCAUGGUGUGGAUAUUGUCAGAAACUUGCCCCCACGUACCGUAAGUUGGCCAAGUCCCUUACAAACUACGCUGUGAAUGUUGUUUCUGUCAAUUGCGAUGAUAAUAGACAACUCUGUGCCAAAUAUCAAAUAGAAGGGUACCCUACACUCAUGGUGUUUAGACCUCCAAAAUAUGAUAAGCAGUUGAAAUCAGCUAUGAAUGAACCCGCUCUGGAAACAUAUCAACAGAAAAGAGAUGCAAAAAGCAUUCACAAUUAUGUAGUGGGUAGAAUCAAAAACUAUGUUAAAAGAUUACCUGCUCCUGAUACCAAGGAAUUCGCUCAUUGGAUAUCUCUGGAUGAUAAAGGUGAUAAGCUUGUGCUUAUUUCAAAGGCAAAGAUCCCAUCUCCAAUGUUGAAAACCCUAGCAAUAGAUUUCCUUUCCUCGGCACUGUUUGGUCAUAAUCCUAGUAAGACAGAUACCGUCACUAUUAAUGGUGAAAACUAUGAAUUGCCUUUAUUUAUUCACUACAAAAAUGAUUCAAUUAAAAUAUAUGAUGGCGCCUUGAGUGAUAGAAUAGCCAUAACCAAAUGGAUAUCCACUGUCACUGGAAAAUUGCCAACAGAAGGUCCCUUAUCCAGAAAAAAGAAUAAAAAGAAUAAAAAGUCUAAGAAAGUUCAUGACGAACUUUGA